AUGAACUUCUCUGAACUGUUCAAACAGUCCAACCAUCUCUGCAAAGUGUCUCCAGACGGGAAAUAUCUGGCCACGUGUGUGCAGUACAGGCUGGUGGUACGCGAUAUGUCCACGCUGCAGAUCCUCCAGCUCUACACCUGUCUGGACCAGAUCUCUCACAUGGAGUGGUCGUCCGACUCCCAGUUUGUCCUCUGCGCCAUCUACAAGAGAGGCCUGGUACAGGUCUGGUCUCUGGAGCAGCCCGAGUGGCACUGCAAGAUUGACGAGGGCUCUAUUGGCCUCACCUCCUCGCGCUGGAGCCCUGACGGACGUCACAUUCUCAACACCACCGAGUUCAACCUCAGAAUCACUGUGUGGUCGCUGUGCACCAAAGCAGUAUCUUACAUCAAGUAUCCAAAAGCGUGUCAAAAAGCUCUGGACUUCAGCAGAGAUGGCUGUUACAUGGCGCUGGCCGAGCGCAGAGACUGCAAGGACUACGUCAGCGUCUUUGUCUGCGACGACUGGCACUUACUGAGGCACUUUGAGACCGAGACUCAAGACCUGGCUGGACUGGAGUGGUCCCCGAAUGGUUGUGUGCUCGCAGUGUGGGAGAGCUGUCUCGAGUAUAAGGUGCUGCUGUACUCGCUGGACGGGCGUCUUCUCUCCACCUACAGUGCCUAUGAGUGGUCUCUGGGAAUCAAGUCUGUGGCCUGGAGCCCCAGCAGUCAGUUCCUGGCCAUCGGCAGCUACGACGAGAAAGUAAGAAUCCUCAAUCACAUCACAUGGAAGAAAAUCGCACAGUUUGAUCAUCCUUCAACGAUCACAAAGACCAAAGCUGUUGUGUAUAAGGAGGAGGAGAAGCGUCCAGCCCUGAGUGAGGACCUGUCCCUGCACUUGAACUCAAGCUCCUCUCUCUUCAGCUCACAGAGUAAAUAUGAGAUCUUGUCUCUGCCGGUGCAUCUGCCGGUCGUCAAACCAGACCCAGAACGCGCCAACCCCAAGAUCGGCGUCUCCAACCUGGUCUUCAGCUCGGACAGCCGCUACCUAGCAACCAAAAACGACAGUAUACCAUGUGUCCUGUGGGUGUGGGACCUGCAGAGUAUGACCAGUGUGGCUGUGCUGGAGCAGACCUCCCCAGUGCGUUGCUUCCAGUGGGACCCCCGGCAGAACCGCCUUGCUCUUUGUACCGCCAACGCUAAGCUGUACCUGUGGUCUCCAGGGGGGUGUGUUGCCGUGCAGGUCCCAGCACCAGGAGGAUUCCAGGUGCAGGCUCUGAACUGGCACAACACUGGACACUCACUGGUCCUGGUGGGGAAAGACCAGCUCUGUCUCUGCUACAUGGACGAGGACCAGGACCAGGAUCAGGACUAG
Messenger RNA from Knipowitschia caucasica, 1350 nucleotides. The record is from the annotation of a GenBank genome assembly. NCBI's taxonomy places the organism in Eukaryota, Metazoa, Chordata, Actinopteri, Gobiiformes, Gobiidae.